AUGCCAACUUUACUUAUGAAGGUUUUUGCGGAGAAGCCAGACGAAGAUCCCAAUGUUGACAUUAAAUUCGGAUACUCUCACAUCCUCGUCUAUGGUGUGUCGGCGGUCCUUGGAGGCGUCUUUGCUUGGAACAAACAGUUCACCAUCCACAACAUGUUCGGUAGCUCCGUGGUGUUCCCCUACUUCCCCGACAAGCGGCCUUUAGGUGUCUCCUUCUGCAUUCAAGCGAUCCGUCUCGUAUCCCUCCAUAAGUUCUCAGUAGCUUUCAUCCUCUUGGCGGGCCUCUUCGUCUAUGACAUAUUCUGGGUUUUUGGAACUGAGGUGAUGGUUUUCGUGGCCAAGUCGUUCGACGCCCCUGCCAAGAUUAUCUUCCCGCUUUCCUUUGAUCCCUGGAAGCAAGGAAUCCUUGGCCUCGGCGACAUCGUCAUUCCUGGCAUCUUCAUAAGUCUCAACAUGAGGUUCGAUUACCAUCAGGAUCAGGUCAAGAACAAGAGGGCCGCUGAGCGUGAUGUGGACAUCCAUCGUCCAUUCCCGAAGCCAUACUACAACAACGUGUUGAUCGCUUAUCUCCUCGGCCUUGCUACUACGGGGAUCGUCAUGCAGGUUUUCAAUGCGGCUCAGCCGGCUCUGCUCUAUCUGGUGCCUUUUACAGUGACUGCUGCCUUAUUGACGGCAUACAGCCGAGGUGAAUUGAAAGAAAUGAUGGAGUACACGGAAGGGGAGGAAGAAGAGAAGAAGAAAGAGGAGAAGAAGGAGAAAUGA
Perkinsus marinus ATCC 50983 is the source of this 762-nucleotide messenger RNA. Its product is annotated as multi-pass transmembrane protein, putative. Gene Ontology annotation, molecular function: aspartic endopeptidase activity, intramembrane cleaving. NCBI's taxonomy places the organism in Eukaryota, Perkinsozoa, Perkinsida, Perkinsidae. Gene Ontology annotation, biological process: membrane protein proteolysis. The transcript is spliced from 7 exons. Gene Ontology annotation, cellular component: lumenal side of endoplasmic reticulum membrane; cytoplasmic side of endoplasmic reticulum membrane; membrane. The record is from RefSeq and is a predicted model, not a curated record. The coding region runs from base 1 to 762 and encodes 253 amino acids.